AUGUCUAUUCAAGCUGAAACUGUCCUUAAAGCCCUUGAUAAAGAAGGCGUUAUCCAAAAUACCGAUGCCACCUUCCCAGGUGUCACUUUCCAGGCAAUUCAAGCCGUGCUUAACUCUUUGAGCGCGUUUGAAAUGGUCAAAUAUAAGCCUAUUGAAAAGGAUCAAUGGGUCUUAACCAAAGAAGGUGAAGAAAUUGUGGAACAAGGUUCUCACGAAUACAGAUUGUUAACCGAAGUUAUAAGUAGCUUAGAAGGGAUGAAAAUUUCUGACGUUUCAAAAAAAUUGGGUAAAGCUGGUGCUUUGGGUCAAGGUAAAGCCUUCAAGAACGGGUGGAUCAAGAAGGAUGGUGACACCUUGAAGCCAAGUGACAAAGUCUCUAAAGAUAACUUACCAAGUGAUACCACUGCUUUACAAUUGAAGGCCAUUGCUGAAGGUGGAGACUUGCCAGACAAGAAAGUGUUGACCGAUUUGAAGAAGAGAAAGUUGGCCUCUGUUUCAAAGGCUAUCUCUUUCAGCAUUGAAAAAGGUCCACAAUUUGCUCUUAAGAUUGUCAAGAUGGAAACUGAUAUCACCAACGAAAUGGUUUCUAGUGGCAGCUGGUCCAAUUUGAAAUUCAAAGACUAUAACUUCAACUCCGAAGGUAUUUACCCAAAUUCAGGUGCUUUACACCCAUUGAACAAAGUUCGUGAAGAAUUUAGACAAAUUUUUUUCUCUUUGGGUUUCACCGAAAUGCCUUCUAACCAAUAUGUGGAUACCGGUUUCUGGAAUUUCGACACUUUAUAUGUUCCACAACAACAUCCAGCUAGAGAUUUACAAGAUACUUUCUACUUGAAGGACCCAGUCAAGGGCUCCCCACCAGCUGAUGAAAAAUUGUGGGAAAAUGUCAAGGCUGCCCAUGAAGGUAAUGCCUUUGACUCUGUUGGUUACAGAUACCCUUGGAAAGGUGAAGAAUCUUUGAGAAUGGUUUUGCGUACCCACACUACUGCCAUUUCCUCUCAAAUGUUAUACCACUUAGCCAAAGACCCAAAACCUUCUAGAUUAUUCUCUAUUGACAGAGUUUUCCGUAACGAAGCUGUCGACGCUACUCACUUGGCUGAAUUCCACCAAGUUGAAGGUGUUAUUGCCGAUUACAAUAUUAGAUUGGGUGAUUUGAUUGGUUUCAUGCAAGAUUUCUUUGACCAAAUGGGUGUCCAUCAAUUGAGAUUCAAGCCAGCCUACAACCCAUACACUGAACCAUCCUUGGAAAUCUUUUCCUGGCACUCAGGUUUGAAGAAAUGGGUUGAAAUCGGUAACUCUGGUAUGUUCAGACCUGAAAUGUUGGAAGGUUUGGGCUUGCCAAAGGACAUGAGAGUUUUGGGUUGGGGUUUGUCCUUAGAAAGACCAACUAUGAUCAAAUACGGUGUUAACAAUAUUAGAGAAUUGUUAGGUCAUAAAGUCAACCUUAACUUUAUUGAAACUAACGCCGCUGCUCGUCUUGAUGAAGAGUUGUAUUAA
Saccharomycopsis crataegensis is the source of this 1494-nucleotide messenger RNA. RefSeq names its product phenylalanine--tRNA ligase subunit alpha (gene FRS2). Gene Ontology annotation, molecular function: tRNA binding; phenylalanine-tRNA ligase activity; ATP binding. The transcript has 2 exons. Gene Ontology annotation, cellular component: cytoplasm; phenylalanine-tRNA ligase complex; cytosol. Bases 1 to 1494 code for a protein of 497 amino acids. The record is from RefSeq and is a predicted model, not a curated record. Gene Ontology annotation, biological process: phenylalanyl-tRNA aminoacylation. NCBI's taxonomy places the organism in Eukaryota, Fungi, Ascomycota, Saccharomycetes, Ascoideales, Saccharomycopsidaceae.